Lolium rigidum is the source of this 575-nucleotide messenger RNA. RefSeq names its product NRR repressor homolog 1-like. NCBI's taxonomy places the organism in Eukaryota, Viridiplantae, Streptophyta, Magnoliopsida, Poales, Poaceae. The record is from RefSeq and is a predicted model, not a curated record. The coding region runs from base 1 to 486 and encodes 161 amino acids. The transcript has a single exon. Gene Ontology annotation, biological process: regulation of systemic acquired resistance.
AUGCCUGCAAUCCAGGUACGUGGUGUAGUGAACGCUCCCUCAUCGCAGCGGGCGGCAGCGCCAAAGCCGGCGCCUGGGCAGGAGGAGCCGCUGCCAGCUUCUACGGCCGACAUGGCGCCGCCGCCGACGACGACGACGCGUGCUACCAGUGCGGAGUUCGGCGACGAGGACGAGCAGGUGGAGAAGUUCUACGAGCUGCUGGCCAACAUCCGGGCCUUGAGGGCCAUGCACGCGAGAGGAAGCGGCAACGCAGACGCGAGCACGGACGACACUGCCAGUGACAAGGUAUGUGACGGCGUGAGGAAGCGGGCGCGGUGGGCGGAGCAGCCGUGGCGGCCGACGUUCAGGAUGGAGGAUUUCGAGGAGGCGCCAGGCGGCAGCGCGUCCAAGAAGGACACGAGGGACGACGAAGGCGCCGCUACGAGCCGGUGGCCGGGGAAGAAGACGACGGAUGAAACGGCGGAUGGUGAGAGUGACGACGCGUGAAGGAAAGGCCGUCUGGGCGUCGUCAUGUCGUCUUCAGAGAAGAAAGUUUGACAUUUGUUUGUCCUGAAUCCUGAUGCUGUAGCUGCCUG